Molecule: messenger RNA, 2004 nt
Organism: Eimeria tenella
Lineage: Eukaryota; Apicomplexa; Conoidasida; Eucoccidiorida; Eimeriidae
Product: zinc finger (CCCH type) protein, putative
Exons: 8
Coding region: 1-2004 (667 amino acids)
Biological process (GO): regulation of mRNA stability
Cellular component (GO): nucleus; cytoplasm
Molecular function (GO): poly(A) binding; metal ion binding
Source: RefSeq, a predicted model, not a curated record
AUGACAGCGGAGGUUUUUACCCGUAACGGCUUUGAUAUGGCCGGUGCCGCAGCGGCGAUUGCGAACAGCAGCAGCGGGGCCCCCAAACGGCUGCAGCAACGAAUAGCAGAGGAGCUGCGCGUGUCGUACCUGACUCCCAGCGGUGGGGGAAACGAAGGCAACAGCAGCAGCAACGGCCACCACGGCAGCAACAGCGGGAGCAAGACGGAGGAUGAUGCCGAUGAUGCACAAAUUCUUGCCGAGUACAUUCUACAUUUGCUGCUGAGGGAGAAGGCACCGACAGACCGUCUGUUGGAGGAACUAAAGGAAUUCUUAGGGCAGCCAGCUGACGACUUCACUCGUUGGCUUCAGCGAGAGCUGCAGCAACAGAGCGCUGCCUGCGGCAGCAGCAGCGGGAGACGCCGCAGCAGCAGCAGGUCCAAGCAUGUCAGCAGCAGCGGCAAGCACGGCAGCAGUAGCAGUAGCAGCGCCAAGCAUUCGAGCACAAACGACGGCACGUCACGAGGGGCGGGCGGCAGCAGCAGUAGCAAGCAAGGCAGCGGCAGCAGCAGACAUGGCAGCAGCAGCAGCCACAGAUACAGCAGUAGCUCGCAGCACGACUCGUCGCGAGUGGAGGGCCGCGUCUCUCGAAGUGACACGAUUUCUCGCCGACUCAUCCUUAUGCGUGCGGCAGAGCAAGCCGCCGUGAGCAGCCGCAGCGGCGGCUUGCGCAGCGGAAGGUCGCACCGGUCGCCUCUGCGAGGCCGGCGCAGCAGGAGUCGCAGCAGGAGCCGCAGCAGGAGUCGUAGCAGCAGCAACGGGAGUAGCGAAACUCCCCCCAUGUCGCGUUCUAUCUACAUCAUGGGAAGCACCAACAGCAAAAGGAGCACUCCCUCACCUCCUCCUGGCUCUGUUUGGAGUGCUGCUGCUGCCGCGCAUGCCCAGCAACAGCAGCAACAGCAGCAGCAGCAGCAGCAGACACCAGGCUCUGUUCCUGCUGGGGAAGUCUACCGGUCGCAGCCGAAACCCACAACUUUCGAGGUUCAGCAGGCGAAGCAGCAUCAGCAGCUCAUGCAGCAGCAGCAACUGCUGCAGCAGCAACAGAUGCCGCAACAGAUGCCGCUCUUGCCUGUCGCGGCGACGGCGCCAGCGGAUAUCUCAGCGCCGGAGGCAGGGCUGCAGCGUGGGCCAAAAGCCAUUUUGAAGCCAAACCCUCGGUUUGUGGAAGCUUUCCUCGCUGCGGAACACGGGCCUGUCGGGGAGCCCCCCUUCCCAGUGCAUGCUGCUUCUGCUGCUGCUGGGCCAUCUGUGCACGCCAUGCUUCCUCCGCAGCAAGCGAACCCUCACCAGCGGAUGCCGAUGCAGCCGCAGCAGCCGCAGCACGCGCCGCACCUGGCCGGCUCGACGUUUCCGCAAGCCAAAGUCCGCCGCCGGUGUCUUCGCUGGCCUGAUUGCCCAUUUGGUCCGAAGUGCAACUUCAUUCACCCUGCAAUUCGCUGUGCCAACUUCCCACGUUGCCCAUUUGGCGCUUCUUGCUUUUACUUGCAUCCUCCUGUCAAGUGUCGUUACGGGCAGAACUGCCAAAAUCCUAGCUGCAAUUUCCAGCAUCCUGAGAGACCGGGAUGGAUGGGGGAGCUAGGAGAAGAUGGACUAUUUAGGAAUAAAGUCUGGACGAAGGACAGCCAGACUGCCGCACCGUCAGAAACAGCGCCAAAUCCGGGAGGUGGCGCUUCGACGGCGCAGCAGAAUGCUGCUGUUGCUGCUCUGAGUUUUACACUGCCGUCGACUCCGCCCUCCUUGAAAAGGAGGCAGGCGGCUGCGCAGCAGCAGGAGCUUCCAUCCUUGACACUCCCGCCUGCUGCAGAUGGUGCCACAACGGACCCAGCUGCUGGCGCUGCUGCCCUUGCUGCUACUCCUGCUGCCCCCGGCGCUUCCGUCGAAGGUGGGGACGGCGCCGACAUUGAGCUUGAUGGGGACGCACCUGAAGCAGCGGCCAUGGCGGAGGAUGUCUCGGCCUCAGCGUAG